This is a messenger RNA of Funneliformis mosseae, 327 nucleotides long. NCBI's taxonomy places the organism in Eukaryota, Fungi, Glomeromycota, Glomeromycetes, Glomerales, Glomeraceae. The record is from the annotation of a GenBank genome assembly.
GAGAUAUUAAAUAGCAUUUCAGCUGACUCUUCUAAUGAGAAUUUGAAAGACGUAAACAAACGUCCUGAUGGUAUAAAAAUAGAUAUUUUGUAUGAUGAUAAAAAGAGUGAUUAUGGAGAGUUUGAACAAUUUAAGAAAAUGGAUAAUGAUUUAGAACAAUAUGAAAUUAACGUUGAAGUGAUGAAAGAUAACAGUAAUAUAGAUAAUGACAGUUUUUUCAUUGAUGAACACAUGACAAUAGAAUCUAUCACUGAAUCUAAAUCUGAAUCAGAAGAUGAACUUAUUUUUGAGCAUAUCCCUAAUUAUAUUCUACAUAAUCCUGAAUAA